This is a messenger RNA of Magnusiomyces paraingens, 1395 nucleotides long. RefSeq lists its product as uncharacterized. The transcript has a single exon. Bases 1 to 1395 code for a protein of 464 amino acids. NCBI's taxonomy places the organism in Eukaryota, Fungi, Ascomycota, Dipodascomycetes, Dipodascales, Dipodascaceae. The record is from RefSeq and is a predicted model, not a curated record.
AUGUCCUCGCAACAAAAAAAGGAAACUUCUCCUGUCAAAGUCUUCUUUGCAAUUGUUUGUUUCCCAAUUACCUUAAUUAUUCUUCUAUUCCGUGCUUGUUCAUCAUCUAAAAAAUCAUCAUCAUCAUCAUCAUCAUCUAAACAACUACAAGGCCCACCAUCACUAGUUGUCUCUUCACAACCAGGCCGCCAACCUAUCCCAGACUUAGAAAAGGGUCCUCAUGAUCUUACAACUGCUCAGACAAAUGCAACCUAUGCAACUUAUGCUACUGCAAACUCAGGAAUCGCUACAGCUUCUACAAAAACUGCAGCAGUACCAACAGCAACAACAUCUAGUGCAUUUAGUUCCUUCUCAGGUAACUAUACCGCUCUUACACCAUGGGAAUUAUGGGACCUAGUCGAUAUUGACCGCCAGAAAAUUCGUGCCGGUGAACGUGCUUCUGUAGAACUUGAAGUUCUUAGAAUUAUUGACAAUUACUUUGCAAUGAUGUCUCCUCAAUUUUUGCUCACCUCUCAAGUACCUAUCCCAUUGUUCCCCAGAUUGGCGCCAGCUUAUCCAGGUGAUGCUCAAUCUGCGCGUGAAGGUGGUAGUGGUAGUGGUAGUGGUGUCUCGCCCACCAUUAUUGUGCAACACCCACCAGCAGUAGCAGGUGCAGCACCAGUAACAACAACGCGUGUUGUUCCCGUGGUUGCUCCUAUUUUUGUAGCCCCACUGUUCCGUCCUCCACUAUUAUUUGUCCCACGUCCACGUCCCAUCAUUGUCAUGUCAAGACCCGUCCAUCGUGUCAACGUCACUCAUGUUCAUAACCACCCUCCUCCCAAACAGAGUUAUCAAACUCCUGCAAAACCACAAGGUUAUUAUGGGAAACCUCAAACUCAAGCGUAUCAUGCACCUGCAAAACCUCAACAAGCAUCUUACCAUGGUGGCCCACGCCCACAGGGAUACGGCCAACCCCGACCUCAAAGCUACACGCAACCACGGACACAAGGAUACACGCAGCAACGACCUCAGCAGGCCCGAGCAGCAGCCACAACAGCGUUAAAUGGUGGUGCAGGAGGCCGGGCUCCUGCUUAUGGAGCAGGGUAUGCAGCUCGCCAAGCACCGACAGCAGCUCGCCAGGUCCCAGCAGCUGCCAGACAAGUUCCAGCAGCUGCUCGACAAGUACCAGCGGCUGCUCGACAAGUACCAGCAGCGGCUGCCAGACAAGUGCCAGCGGCUGCCGGGGCUGCACGGACUGUUGGAGGAGCAGGAUAUGGAGCAGGCGCAGGAUAUGGAGCAGGCGCAGGAUAUGGAGCAGGCGCAGGGUAUGGAGCAAGAACAGGAUAUGGGGGUGGAUAUGGAGGUGGACGGACUCGAGUGUCUGGGUUUGGUGGAGCAGGACGUCGUCGCCGGUGA